Molecule: messenger RNA, 2568 nt
Organism: Pomacea canaliculata
Lineage: Eukaryota; Metazoa; Mollusca; Gastropoda; Architaenioglossa; Ampullariidae
Product: HRAS-like suppressor 2
Exons: 3
Coding region: 1207-1737 (176 amino acids)
Biological process (GO): N-acylphosphatidylethanolamine metabolic process
Cellular component (GO): cytoplasm
Molecular function (GO): glycerophospholipid phospholipase A1 activity; A2-type glycerophospholipase activity
Source: RefSeq, a predicted model, not a curated record
AUCUGCUAGUUCUGAGGAUUGUUAACGGACACACAAACACACAAACACACAAACACACACACAAACACACACACACACACGCACACACAUCAAGUUCCAUAGAAAAUGCAGAUCGACAAAAAUAAACAGAUACUCAAAACAAAUUAACACAACAUUUUCGCUCUGUUCAGUGUUGCUAGAGGCUGUGUAAUUAUGUAUAUCAUUAACUUCUGUCGUCCUCUACUUACACCGUACUCCGGAUGUCCUUUAUCAUAUAAACAAACUCGACAGUGUGACUGAGGAUACACACAACCCAACACACAUUGAGCAUAGAAGUAAGCUUCACGUGAGAGUGAUACAAAUGUGUUUUGCACAUAUUCAUAUUUUUAAUUUUUAAUACAAGAACUCAUUACCUUAGGUCCUUCAUCAAUCAUACCCACCUUCCUAAGUCGCUUGAUUUUUUUUUUUUUUUUUUAGCAAUGUUGUAAGCUUCAAUAACACGAGUGCAGAAAGUUUCACAUAUCUUUAAAUGAUUAAAAUACGGACAGUUAUCGUCGAUCAUCGCCUGAAUAUUUUCAAGUAAACUUUCAAGUUGUGUAACUUUGUCUCUAAAGAUACCGAGUCAGUAUUUGCUGAUUAACAACACCUACGAUGUCUACAUUAUCGGGUUUUCCCCAAGUUAAAGGAUGAAUAGACUGAGUUUAGUGAGUGGGACGGCAGAAUGUGUUCUUACUCCUGCCACUAGUCACGUGAUCAAAAGCGAGAAACGAAAGUAGCUCGGGUACAGUGAAGUCGAGAAGUCUUUGACAGGGUUUUCCCAAACUACACUCAAGCUUCACGGUUUAAGCACGAACUAAUAUCACUGGACUGCUGGCAGACGAUGUUUUUUCACUUAACUGCUAGAAGGAGGCACUAGACGACAUAGCUUCCGGUUUAUUCCCAUUCUUUGUUACGGCUCGCCGAGACUAACACUUCGCAAAAGGCCAAGAGUGAGUCUCGGAUACAGACAUCAGUCCAUUGAUACACGUUCAUUGUUUAACAUCACAGAAUAUUUUGAACCUUUUGCUACAAUAACUAGAGGAUAUAAGUAGAUAUGACUGUAUUAUUUAUAGUGUAUCUUGGUUCCAAAUCAUUGGAGCAUCAUUUCUGUUGACAACUACACACCUUACCUGUGUGCUCUUGCACUUGACAGUGACCCCAACAUAGCGAGGCACUCAAGGUAGAGGCAUGGAGAGUCUAGAGGUUAGGAGGCACAAUGAGACAGUCCUGUCCAGUCUCGAGGAAGGGGAUCUGGUUGAGUUUCUACGUGGAGGUUACUCUCAUUGGGCUGUCUAUAUAGGGGAUGAUACAGUGGUGCACGUGACAGGAAUAAACGACGAGGGAAUCAAGCAGCAGACCAAUGUCACCCACAUCUUUAGCUGCUGUGGUCUGUCCUUCAACAAAGCCGUUGUGCGCAAAGACAACUUCUUCAAAGUUGCUGGCAAAGACAAGGCCAAGUGCAACAACAGUUUGGACGAAAAAAAGAAUCCUGCCUCUCGACGCGAGAUUGUGAGGAAGGCCAAGUCCAGGCUGGACGAGGUGGGCUACAACCUCAUCUGGAAGAACUGCGAGCACUUCGCCACCUGGUGUCGCUAUGGAGAGGCCAGCAGUGACCAGUCCGACUUCUGGGUUACGGCAGGACUUGUGGCUGGUGGUGUCCUUCUUGUAGCAGCUGUAGGAGGUGCAAGCUACAUGAGAAACAGGAAGCAAAACCAGUGACACUAAACUCAAGUCUUGUCAGCCGAACAUGUCUAGAAGCUUACAUUAAGCGUCUGAAAGUUGAACAUCUCUAAUGUACUUACAAUGUCUACAUAAAAUAUACUGUCUGGAAAAAACUGCAGUUAUUUCACUGAAAUGAACUGUACCGACUGUCCGAUUGUUACACUGACCAUGAGCGACGAGGACAACAAAAAGUUGCAGUACACUCAUGUUUUAAUCAGUUGACGAUUUCCUUAUGUUAGAGACCUUUGUGAUAACAUCUUCAUUUGAUACAAGUAAGUAGCAUCUGACAAUUAAAGGAUAAUUGGAACGGGAGUACUUUUUUAAAAACUAAAUCUGUUUUCUGCUGUCUCAGUUUCUCAGGCUGCUUUGUGUUAAGAAUAAUAUGAUAAGUAACAAUGUUAUUUUUAGCAGUUACUGCUUUUUGUGUUAGAGACCUUUGUGAAGACAUCUCGGACGGAUACCAGUGAAAUCAUCUUUGUUUGUAAUAGUGAGCAAGAUAAUGACUGCUUAAUCUCCUUGACAACUGACAUUUCAACCUUUACUGUAUAUUGUCAACUAUAGGAUAUGUGAUAUGUAUUAUCUCUACAUGUGCACGCUUACCGCUACAGCAAAACAAAGCAUUUACCAGUUUUUAGCAAAUCAAAUGGGAGCUUUUAUGUAUGGCUUGUUAUUGCUGUCGUAAACUGUUUGUUGUCUUGUGUUCGUGUCGUAUGUUUGUUUGUUUUGGUGUCUUUUACUCGCACGGUGUAAAUUGUUGUAUUUUUAUAUAUUAAUGCAUUAAUGUAUAUGGUAUAAAUACGUUAUGAAAAUAAAAACAAUAACAACGAA